Messenger RNA from Etheostoma spectabile (orangethroat darter), 1622 nucleotides. RefSeq names its product RNA binding motif, single stranded interacting protein 2b (gene rbms2b). The record is from RefSeq and is a predicted model, not a curated record. The coding region runs from base 137 to 1366 and encodes 409 amino acids. NCBI's taxonomy places the organism in Eukaryota, Metazoa, Chordata, Actinopteri, Perciformes, Percidae. Gene Ontology annotation, molecular function: RNA binding. The transcript has 14 exons.
GAGCUUGCCAUAGGAGCACAUCAGAGUGCUGGGAAGAGCGACUCCAAUCACUACUGCUGAUCCUGGCUCAAUUUCCCUAGCUGACGUCAGCUGCCUGCCUGGCUCUCCGCUCCUCCGGACACAGUGCCGUGUAAAAAUGCUGCUCUCUGUGCCGUCAAGGACAGGAUUCAACCCGUACAACGGCUACAACGGCAAAAACAUCAAGAAGCAGACGUAUGUGUCCCCCUACAACCAUCAGAUGGCUCCUCCAAGCCCCAACAACAACAACAACAAUAGCAGCAACGCCACCUGCAUCAGCAAUGGUAGCAGUUGCAAUGGGGGAGAGCAGUUGAGCAAAACCAACCUCUACAUCCGUGGCCUCCAUCCAGGAACCACAGACCAGGAUCUGGUCAAACUCUGUCAGCCGUAUGGGAAAAUAGUGUCCACCAAGGCCAUCCUGGACAAGACCACCAACAAGUGCAAAGGCUAUGGCUUUGUUGACUUUGACAGUCCGUCCUCAGCUCAAAAGGCAGUGACAGCGCUGAAGGCUGGUGGAGUGCAGGCUCAGAUGGCCAAGCAACAGGAGCAGGACCCCACCAACUUAUACAUCUCCAAUCUGCCAAUGUCCAUGGACGAGCAGGAGCUAGAGAGCAUGCUGAAGCCCUUCAGCCAGGCCAUUUCCACACGCAUCCUCCGCGAUGCUAACGGAACCAGCCGAGGAGUGGGCUUUGCCAGGAUGGAGUCAACCGAGAAAUGUGAAGCCAUCAUACAACAUUUCAAUGGAAAAUAUAUCAAGACUCCACCUGGAGUUCCAGUGCCGCCAGAACCCCUGCUGUGUAAAUUUGCUGACGGAGGCCAGAAGAAGCGUCAGAGCCAAGGAAAAUAUCUGCAGAACGGCCGGCCCUGGACGAGAGAUGGGGACACAGGAGGAAUGACGCUUACCUAUGACCCCACCCCAGCCUUACAGAAUGGGUUCUAUUCCUCUCCCUACAGCAUAGCCCCCAACCGGAUGAUGGGGCCAACUUCCCUCUCCCCAUACAUGCAUUCACCUGUGUCCACCUACCAGGUACACAACCCAUCCUGGCUACAUCAUCAGUCGUACAUCAUGCCACCCACAGGAGCAGUCCUGACGCCAGGAAUGGACCACACCAUGUCCAUCCAGCCGACCUCCAUGAUGGGGCCCCUGACACAGCAGCUCAGCCACCUCUCCAUGGGCAGCAGCGGCACAUAUAUGCCUGCAAACACAUCUAUGCAGGGGACCUACAUCCCCCAGUACACCCAAGUGCCUUCCACCAACAUCUCAGUUGAGGAAAGUGCCGUCCAACCACCUGUUGCCAUAGAGACACCCACAGAACACACAACCUACACCUACCAGCAUAACAAGUGACGAGGUGGCAGAGAUAUUCCUCAGGAGCCGGAGUGACUCUUUAAGGGCCCCAAGUGCUGAAACUCGGCACAGCGACUCUGCACGUAAGGCACCAGACACCUGGGAGGAACACAGACUGUUACACAGAAAGGACACAAAAACGAUAUUUCCUACAAACUCAUAUCUUGAAACAAACUCUUUUACUCCAAACAAGCAAGGAUGGAGGAAAUGGGAAUGGGAAGAACAGAACAAGGAGCAUCUAUUUUGAUAACAGUCA